AUGUCGCUUUCCAGUUCUAUUAUAGUUCUGAUUAUGCCUGAGUCUCCACCACCACCUCAUGACUUCUCUGACCACAAACAGCAUAUGGAAUGGCUGAUCGAACGUGAGAAACAUGCCCCGAAUACAGUCCCUAUGAUACCGCGUGACUUUUCCAAGGGAUCACACAGCAAGGCCAUUUCGUCCACAGUUCUACAGAGAGCAUUGGCUAACCCAUUUGUACCAAUCGGCAUGGCUGCUACUGUGGGAUGUCUAAUUGGCAUGCUAGCUAUGACAGUAAGGCGGAAACCUAUGCAAGCACAGUAUUUCAUGCGUGGUCGGUGUCUUGCACAAGGAUUCACUGUUGCUGCUUUGGUGUAUGGAGCAAUCUAUUUUGGCAAGAGCGUGUGUGGAAGCGCCACCACUCGUCACUUCUCUGCUCUUAUUUCUGAAAUUUCGAAGCCAUUGGCGUUCAAUGAACUUUCAACCGGGUUCCUUUACUUUUCAGAUCAAAUGUUCGUUUUCUUCCCAGAAGACACAAAAAUUGGAAUUAAGACAAUCAAAGCAAUUUGUCAGCAGAUGCAAGAGCAAACAAUCACAAGAGCAAUAAUAGUAGUUCAAACUGGAAUGACCCCUAGCGCAAAGCAGGCUAUAGCUGAUAUGGCUCCAAAGUAUAUUCUUGAGCAUUUUUUGGAAUCUGAGCUCAUGGUGAACAUCACGGAGCAUGAACUUGUCCCGGAACAUGUCGUUAUGACGAGUGACGAGAAGGCAGAGUUGCUGGCAAGAUACAAGCUGAAAGAUACUCAACUGCCUCGUAUCCAACUCUCGGACCCAGUUGCCAGAUAUUUUGGACUAAAACGUGGUCAAGUCGUGAAGAUCGUUCGACCGUCAGAGACUGCUGGCCGCUACAUCACUUACCGAUUGGUGGUAUAA
This is a messenger RNA of Ostertagia ostertagi, 909 nucleotides long. NCBI's taxonomy places the organism in Eukaryota, Metazoa, Nematoda, Chromadorea, Rhabditida, Trichostrongylidae. The record is from the annotation of a GenBank genome assembly.